Molecule: messenger RNA, 1110 nt
Organism: Aspergillus niger
Lineage: Eukaryota; Fungi; Ascomycota; Eurotiomycetes; Eurotiales; Aspergillaceae
Exons: 2
Coding region: 1-1110 (369 amino acids)
Source: RefSeq, a predicted model, not a curated record
AUGGAUGGGAUCGACGAUUUGACAGCACUAAGCGAUACGAUGGUCUACCGUCACGUUCUCACGGUCUUUUCUCCUGUUAUCCCGGCCUCUCUCCGACGGCGGAUCACUAGUUUAUACCCAUCAACGCAUCGACCCGUGAGGUUGGAGGCCAGCGAUAGCGCCAGCGCCAAAGAAAAUACAGCUGGGGAGGCCGGAGGUGACUCGAUGGUCUCAAUGCGACAAUCUUCCGAGCCAGGAGGGCUGGAGUAUGUGGCAUCACUGCCUGAUCUUUCGUCUGGGCCCACCUUUCAGCGCCCCAGUACCGCAAGCAGUGCUAGCAAUGGACUGGAAUCAUGCUUCUCGUCUGUCGCCGAGAAGUCACAAGAACUCAGCGAUAUCUCUAGUAUUCGAAGCAGUAGAUCUAGCGAUGUCUUUAGUCCAGUGGCUCCGAAAUACGAAGCGGAAUCCGGACUGCGAUGGAAUCGGAUAGCGCCUGCACUCAAUCUCCUACAAAAUGCCUGUCAUGAAGCGCAGCAGCGGCAGUGCGACAGUCGCUUGGCUCGGAUGUUGUACGUCGAUGCCCUAGGCUACCUCCUCGAUGGCCUCCCCGACGACAUGAGCAGCCAAGAAACUAUGAUAAUUCGGGAUAACCUUCCUGCUGGAGUCAAGGGAUCCUUGGCUGCGCCUUCCGUGACUGAUCCAUCCGCGGCAGGGCUUCACAGUCUGCUUGCAGAGGAAAAUUCUCUACCCGAGCGAUCUUACCUUCAUCGACUGCUGUCGUCCACUAUCGUCUACUUCUUCAUAAUGCUGCAAUUCCUCAUGCCAUACGUCAAAAUCCUCGUGUGUCAUCUGUACCAAUAUGAGCGAUCCCAUCGGAUUACGGAACGUGCCGUGACAAAGGUUCUGGUUGCGGCUGAUAACUUUGGUAAAAGAGGUAUGGUUAUAGGGGCUGCAGUUCUGAAUUAUAACGAAGGAAGAGUGAGCGCAAAUUUGAUGGACCUUGCAGCCUGGUGGGUGACAAGCAUUGCAGGUGGCAUUUACGAGGGAUUUGCGGAGGGCAUGACUAUCAUGGGAGUCACCCGGUCGCAUGUUGAGCUUGGGAAGGCUUUUGUGCAGGCUUCGCGGGGAUGA